This is a messenger RNA of Chanos chanos (milkfish), 771 nucleotides long. It is a transcript of the gene coa3a, whose product is annotated as cytochrome C oxidase assembly factor 3a. Gene Ontology annotation, biological process: mitochondrial respiratory chain complex IV assembly. The coding region runs from base 1 to 303 and encodes 100 amino acids. Lineage: Eukaryota; Metazoa; Chordata; Actinopteri; Gonorynchiformes; Chanidae. Gene Ontology annotation, cellular component: mitochondrial inner membrane. The record is from RefSeq and is a predicted model, not a curated record. The transcript is spliced from 2 exons.
AUGGCUGACAGUGGAAGCAAAGGGGGGCCGGAGGCAAAAUAUGCGAAGAGAAUAGACCCAACUAAAGAAGAUUUGUCCCGGGAACAGUUGCAGUUUAUACGGCAAGUGGAACUUGCACAAUGGAAGAAGAAAACUGAGAAGCUCCGGGGUCGAAACGUCGUGACAGGACUCUUGAUUGGAGCUGUAGUGUUGGGCAUUUAUGGAUACACCUUUUACUCUGUAUCUCAAGAAAGAAUCAUGGAUGAGAUAGAUGAAGAGGCAAAGAACGCCAGAAUACGGGGUUCAAAGACGGGAGCAAACUAAUAACCACUGUCAACUGGACUUUUUGCCAGCAAGUUAUAUCGAACUGGCUGGUACUAUACUGUGUACUGUAAGGGGCAGGCUAAAACCCAUAGCACUGGCACAGCCAGUCCCACGCAAGUACAACGGGGGGCGCCCGAUUUCAUGAAAGAAUCUUGCGGCUAUGAAGGUCAUCGAAAAUUGCCCGUAUUCAAAGUGUGAUUUACAUGUCUUUAAUGUCUGUUAAUAUAGUAAGGAUCAGACUUUCCCCAUUUUCUGCCAUAGCACUUGGUUAUGUUUUUCUACAGUCGACUCUAUGGAAACGCGAGUGAAUCAACGCUCCCAAAAAACACACGGAAUGUCUGCAGAUUAUUUAAACCAUUGAUUGUGCUCAGCAUGGUUUCUGCAGUAGCCUUUAACCCAAACAAGUGUUUGGGAAAAUGUGUAAUCAAAGUAAGAUUAUUUAAAUAGUAAUUGUUUUGAGCUGUAACC